CCCAUCUCUUUCCCAUGUAUGUUAUUGUAUGGCACUUGUUCUCUCUUCCUUUCUUGCCAUACAAAAAUAUCAAUUUUGAGAAAAAGUGUUACACAACAUUAUCACUUUUAUCUUCUCCAGUCGUUUUUCAAGUAUUUCUACAGAGGGAGGGGGUUAGAUCCUGUCUCUUGGCCAGUCAUGGUUUUCACCGACGAAUACGAAUGUCCUGACACAGCGUUUGUCAAGAAGCAGGACUACAAGCGACCUCUCUUUACCAGCAGCCCAAUCGGCAACCCUCGACGCUUGGCUCCCAAGUUACCAGAGCCUAUCAGCGCUGAAGAUUUGGACGUUGUCCACGCCUUGAGGAGAGAUGCAGACAACUGCCCUUGUAUCGAUGAUUGGGCUGAGGACAGCAUGUUUGAAAGAGACCCCAGCAACAAGCCCACCUUCCCAGCGGAUAACAGCGAUAUUGACGACUUCCUUCGCGAAUAUCGUGAAUCUAAAGAAUCCGUUUCAAAGUCGGUGGAGAAUUUGAACAACACCAGUGGACACAGCAGCUCGACCGCCGGCCCCUCAGCUGCACCGAAUAACUCAAAUGGCUUCGCCACAUCCAACAAGCAUAUAGGGACAAUGCAAGAGGACUUCAGGGCAUUCGCGACUCUCGAGAACACAGUUAUGAACCGGCCAGUUCAGAACGGUGCAAAUAUCAGAGGCCCCAUGGUAUACGGUUAUCCACAGCGUGGCUACUUCACUGUUACGCCAGAUAAAGCAAAAAAGCGAGUUUCCAAGCCAAAGGUCCUUCACAGUCCCAGUGUUUAUCCCAAAUCUCAGAUUGCAGCCACCCCUACCAAGGCCAACCUGCAAGUUCAUCUUGGUGCCCCGGAGUUAUCUCCCCUGGAUGGAAAGCAAGCCCAUCAUCACAAAAUGGGAAAGAGCAACCCAGUUAGCCGAAAAUGGGCCACUGAGGCUAAGGCCACUCCUUCCAUUCCUACUGGGGAACCGUCAUCAAGGCCAUCGAAUGCUGAUAUCGAGGGUGUCUCCUCUACGGACAGCGACACCACUUCAAAAACUUCGUCAAAAUCACGUGAGAACAGUGGUUCAUCUGACUCCACUGUCUCUGAUACACCGAAGGGGCCGCCGCCUGCCCCUGAAGACCCUCCAGCACCUACAUCUGGCGGCUAUGGAACGAGGAGCAAAUCAGCUGUGACAGAUCGCGCGGCGAAUGGGAAGAAUUCGACCAGCGGCGUUGCCGCGAAGCGCAGCGCUUAUCGUGAGAGAUAUAUGUCCCGCUCGAAGAGUUGUCCUUGUGAAAACUCAAACAAUCCCAAGGGGUACCGCACCAGAGGUCGAUACCUUGGUUUCUUGGUUGCUAGUAAUAACACAUCUGGUGUUAAAGCUUCGUUGGAUGGCCUUGAAGUUCGCAACGGUGUCCUCUGCCAGAAUGGCGUACCUUUGGCUAUAAUGGAUGGCGUGAUCGGCUUUUCUGCGGAUAACGCUCCACUGGCACCGUACCAUCUACCGCCGCUGUGUGGCGCUGCAACUAACAGUGGAUCUAUGUACGGGUCUACGACUCACAAUGGUCCAGCGAUGCAGAAUGGCUCAAUUCAGACGUAUGGCCCGCCGAUGCAGAAUGGUCCAUUGCCUCAGAGCAGUGCUGCAGUGCAAAAUGGUCCAAUGCCAAUGCCGCAGAACACCCCGCCAACACACGGCUAUCAGACGCACGCAGGCUUGGUGCCGCCGUUUGUCGCAUCGAUGCAGAGUGGCCCAGUGCCUGCGACCAGUAAGAAGAUCCCUCUCAUGCGCAAUGAUCAUAUGCCGCCGUACGCCACACCGAUGAAAAAUAGCGCAGUGCCUCUGAAUAGCUAUCUAAUGCCGAAUGGCCCGAUGCCUCUGAAUAUCUAUCCAAUGCUGAAUAGCCCGAUGCCUCCGUACAUUUUACCAAUUCAGAAUGGUCCAGUGCCACAGUAUGGCCAUCCUAUUCAAAAUGGCCAAGUGCCGGCAUACCCUCCAAUGCCUAAUGCUCCAAUGCCACCAUACGGUCAUCCGAUGCAGAAUGGCGCAAUGCCUGGUAAUAACGCGCCGAUGCAAAAUGGCCACAUGCCUGCGUACGGCGCUCCGGUUGGGGAUCGCAUUAUGCCGGUAUACGACCCACCGAUGCAGAAUCCUCUAAGGACCUCGAAUGGCGGGAAUUUUGUCAAUGUUGCCAAUGCAUAUAUUUCUAUUGCUGGAAGUGGUUUCCCAGACCAUGUUUUCAAUGUACAGGCUCCCAACGGACAAUCUCUCAAUGUACAAGCUCCCAACGGACAAGCUCCCGAUGUACAAGCUCCCGAUGCACAAGCUCCCGAUGUACAAGCUCCCGAUGCACAAGCUCCCGAUACACAAGCUCCCGAUGCACAAGCUCCUAAUGUACAAGCUCCCAAUGAAACAGCACCCCCAAGGAUGCCAGCCCCAAGUGGACAGGUGCUCAAUGUAUCUGUUUUCAGUAUGCAAGCCUCUAAUGGAGAUGAUAACAACGGCGGACUUGGUAUUGGCCCUAGGAGACAAACCUAGGGGUUUAAGACAAAACACUAGAGCGAAGGGUGUAUUCCCCGCCAUUAUUGGAAAUGACUUGCAACAGAAGAAUUUUGCUCGAUGAUACUAUCGCUGCUAGAGGAAUCUGGUGCGAACCUGGUGGUGGGUGUAUGGUACGACAACCGCAAGUUUAUUGAUUUGGGAGUUUUUUGGUUCUCGGGAUUGCAAGGAAGGGUUUUUUUGGUUAUGGGU
Pseudogymnoascus verrucosus is the source of this 2742-nucleotide messenger RNA. RefSeq lists its product as uncharacterized. The record is from RefSeq and is a predicted model, not a curated record. The transcript is spliced from 2 exons. Bases 19 to 2529 code for a protein of 836 amino acids. NCBI's taxonomy places the organism in Eukaryota, Fungi, Ascomycota, Leotiomycetes, Thelebolales, Thelebolaceae.